AUGGACGUGACUCGAGCCAUUACUGGCUACCUCACGCGCCUGCUGACGAGCGUGGGCGGGAUGAAGGUGUUGCUGCUGGACAAGAGCACCACGCCCAUCGUCUCUCUCAUUUCGACGCACUCUACUCUCCUCUCACACGAAGUCUAUCUGACAGACAGAUUGGAGAACAAGUCGAGGGAUAGGAUGAAACAUUUGAGAUGCAUCGCUCUGAUCCGACCAGACGAAGACACUGUGGCACAAUUGAUCCAGGAACUCAGAAUGCCCAAGUAUCAAAGCUACUUUUUGGCCUUUACCAGUCCGCUCAGCAAAAACGUGCUGCAGGCUUUGGCGGAUGCUGACUCGUAUCAUGUGGUGCAGGAGGUGCAAGAAUUCUUUGCGGACUACCACGCCCUCACACCUUCGCUCUUCUCCCUCGGGCUCAGUUGCCCACCCUCGCGUCUCUUCCAAGCUGAUUCCACCAGCUCUCUCAGCAAGUGGGACGCGCAUGCCUUAGAUCUGCACUGCAAUGGGAUCGUGGCGCUCCUUUUGAGCUUGAAGAAGAAACCGGUCAUUAGGUACGAGAGGAUGAGCGCGCUGGCCAAGACGCUUGGAGAGGAGCUUCACUUCCAAAUGAACACUGCCUUGCCCACGCUGUUCGAAUUCAGACGAACAGAAAGCGCACCUUUGUUGCUCAUCUUGGAUCGCAGAAACGAUCCAGUAACUCCGUUGUUGACGCAGUGGACUUAUCAAGCCAUGGUGCAUGAGCUGCUGGGCAUCACCAACGGCAGGGUGGACCUAUCUGGAGGGAGCGCUGCAAACCCGGGCGCUGUCAAGGGUGCGAAGAGAGAAGAGAACCAGGAGAUUGUCCUCACACCAUCCCAAGACACAUUCUUCUCUUCCAACAUGUACGACAAUUUCGGCGAUCUAGGCGCAUCCAUCAAAAAGUACGUCUUAGACUAUCAAUCCAAAACGCCGAACAGCUCCAAGAUCGAGACGGUGUCGGACAUGAAGAGGUUUGUGGAGGAGUACCCAGAGUUUAGAAAGCUGGGGGGCAACGUGUCCAAGCAUGUCGCCCUGCUCGGAGAACUUUCUAAGAGGGUCGAAAAGGAGAAUUUGCUGGAGGUCAGCGAGCUGGAACAGAGCUUGGCUAGUAAUGAGAGCCACGCUGCAGAUCUCAAGAACCUCAACACCCUCCUGGCUUCGCCUCAAGUGCACCCUAGCGCUAAAUUGAGAUUGGUAAUCCUGUACGCGCUCAGAUAUCAGAGGUACGCGUCCAACAGGAUCGAUGAGAUGGUUCGAAUGUUGUUGAGCGCUGGCGUGGAGGAAAGCAAAGCUGCCCUUGUCUACGUGAUGCUGAACAUUGCAGGAGCAGAGCAAAGACAAGACGAUCUCUUUUCCAACGAGAACUUUUUCUCAAGAGGCAAGAGCGCUCUGAAGGGAUUAAAGGGAGUGGAAAACGUCUAUACGAGACAUUCGCCGCACCUUGCCGAGACGGUGGAGAACCUUGUCAGGGGCAGGUUGAGAGAACAGAGCUACCCGUACGUGGGCAAUGCGCCUCCCAUCGGUCAGCAGAGCAUUAGACCACAAGAAGUCAUCAUCUUCAUUGUGGGGGGAGCGACGUACGAGGGUGAGCUCGAGGAUGCGACAUGCUGGAUGCUGCGCCUAUUUGUUGGCUGA
This is a messenger RNA of Ceraceosorus guamensis, 1656 nucleotides long. Its product is annotated as Sec1-like protein. Gene Ontology annotation, cellular component: Golgi membrane. The transcript is spliced from 8 exons. Gene Ontology annotation, biological process: vesicle-mediated transport; intracellular protein transport. Bases 1 to 1656 code for a protein of 551 amino acids. The record is from RefSeq and is a predicted model, not a curated record. Lineage: Eukaryota; Fungi; Basidiomycota; Exobasidiomycetes; Ceraceosorales; Ceraceosoraceae.